CCAAUAGGGGGAAAAAGAUGGCCAAGCGGGCUUCAAGGCCGAAAAAUGGCAAACCCCCCAAGCGAUAGGCCUAGGCACAUCAAGUGCCUGCAAGUGAACCUCCAUCAUGCAAAGGCGGCCUCUGACGUCUUAUGCAGGAGGUUCAAAACAGAACUCUUGGAUGUCGCAUUCAUCCAAGAACCGUGGGUUUUCGCCGGGGCUAUUAAAGGCCUAAACGACUGUGAUGAGUUGACACAACAGGACUUAGCUGCUGUAUGGACUAAAGUGCCCACUCAAAUGGGAGAACAAGAGGUCGUUCUCGCUUCAGCUUACCUCCCAGGCGACCGCUGUGAGAUGCCCACAAGGGAAGUAAUAGCCCUAGAGGAGUACUGCAGAAGGAGAAAGCUGAAACUAAUAAUGAGCUGUGACGCCAAUGCCCAUCACUGUGUUUGGGGCAGCUCGGACACCAAUUCUAGAGAUAAUUUACCAGAAUACCUAAAGAUUAACUUAAAGUAUGGCAGCAAUGUGCACAACAAAGAUACACGUAAGAAAAAUGACUUCAAUUUACCCAUGUAA
This is a messenger RNA of Rhagoletis pomonella (apple maggot), 555 nucleotides long. RefSeq lists its product as uncharacterized. The transcript is spliced from 3 exons. NCBI's taxonomy places the organism in Eukaryota, Metazoa, Arthropoda, Insecta, Diptera, Tephritidae. The coding region runs from base 46 to 555 and encodes 169 amino acids. The record is from RefSeq and is a predicted model, not a curated record.